AUGGCUCACCACGACCGCGGCGGGCGCUCGUACGGCGCCUAUGACACUCCUAUUGCUAUGAAAGGUGCCAUUAUUGCACUGCGCCUCCUCUCUAAGCUUCAAUAUCAAGAAAUUGAGCGCCAAACUGGUGUUUCCGAAUCGACAGCUGCAAAGCUAUACAAUAAGGCAAAACAAGAUGCCGGCAAUGAGGAUUUACACGAUAUGCUGGCUUCUCUCUGCCCCAGAUCGGCUCGUCCAGGAAUGAAACCAAAGGUUCCAAAAGAUACCGCAUUAUCACACCAAAUUCGACAAGAUAUUCUUCUCUUUGAAGACUACCCCUUUGAAGAAGCUGCAGCCCCAGCCAUCGCUGCAGCAGGCCUCAAACCGCUUGCCAGAUCAACAAUUGAGAAUAUUGCAUGGGAGCAUCGCGAUCCCCUCUGCCCGGUGCCAAUUGUACGGGGAAUUAGGCCUAAAAAGCCAGCUCUAGAUGCCGCUCAAAAAGAUACAAGAUUUAAGCACUGCUCUUGGAUUCAAGACACCAUCAAUCGCACUUAA
Messenger RNA from Mytilinidion resinicola, 534 nucleotides. RefSeq lists its product as uncharacterized. The record is from RefSeq and is a predicted model, not a curated record. Lineage: Eukaryota; Fungi; Ascomycota; Dothideomycetes; Mytilinidiales; Mytilinidiaceae. Bases 1 to 534 code for a protein of 177 amino acids. The transcript has a single exon.